AUGCGGCUCCUCCGAGGCGGCUUCCUUUGGCUGCUCGCAGCCUCGCUGCUGCGUCCCAGUAGCGGCGAUACGCUGGACAUCGACGUUAGGCUUUUCCUGGACUCGAACUGCUUCGACCCGUACGACGAGCUGUUGCUUCUUGACGAUGGCUGCUAUGCGAACCUCUACACGAAUGCGACCAAGGCUUUCAAAGUGAGGAUCGUGGGCUUCGUCGAACCUUUCAAGUAUGACAUCCAGGACUACACCGACGCGUGCCACACGAUCUUCAGUCCGAAGAGGACUCUCGAGUCGGGGAAGUGCGAGCGUUUCAUCGGAGGCUACUGGGCUGAGAUCACGAACCGGCUGCGCUCCUCCACCUGCGUGGGGCAAGACUGCUCCAGACUGGCAGUGACGAAGCAGCGCUUCUACUCCGAGUCAAUGUGUGUUGGGCUGCCCUACGAGGUCUUCACAUAUCCGGUCCAGAACGAGUGCAUGCGUGCGAGCAAUGGCACCCAGGCAUUUCGCGUGGAUCCCACAACGACGAAUGUCACCCAGGUGGACUACCUCGUGAACGACAGGUGUGGAGGAGACCUAACUCGGCAGUACAUCAUGAGCGUGGGCUACUGCUACGAGCUCUAUCCGGACAGAGCGCCGCGGAGCUUUCGUUGGGAGGUCGAGAGAUACGACGCAACUGCAAUCUCCGAUGCCUGGAGGCCCAGCAGCCUCGGCUUGGUCCAGGCUGCAGGCGUUGCUGCCCCGCUGGCUCUCCUGGGCAGCCCCAGACCCCGGGAGUUGUGA
This is a messenger RNA of Symbiodinium sp. CCMP2592, 777 nucleotides long. The record is from the annotation of a GenBank genome assembly. NCBI's taxonomy places the organism in Eukaryota, Dinophyceae, Suessiales, Symbiodiniaceae.